Molecule: messenger RNA, 2736 nt
Organism: Wasmannia auropunctata (little fire ant)
Lineage: Eukaryota; Metazoa; Arthropoda; Insecta; Hymenoptera; Formicidae
Product: nucleolar MIF4G domain-containing protein 1
Exons: 8
Coding region: 212-2659 (815 amino acids)
Biological process (GO): ribosomal small subunit biogenesis
Cellular component (GO): nucleolus
Molecular function (GO): protein binding; RNA binding
Source: RefSeq, a predicted model, not a curated record
AGCACCUCGCAAUCUGGCGCACGCACGUGUGUCGUGUACGUACGUUGUCACAUGUUCUGCGAGUGGAAUUUGAGGUUAUAGUGUUCCGUGAUCUCGUUAUAUUUGUUUUUAUUGUUAUAUUGCAUUAUUAUAAUAUAUAUCCGAUGAUAUAUGUCAUAAGCGGCGAUAUUUUGAGUUAACUUUUUAAUUGAGCAUUAAACUUUUCUACGAAAUGGGACGUGUUCAGCGUAAAGGUACACUGAACGCCAAGAGCAAGAUCAACAACAAAUCUAAAUCAAUACAGAAAACACGUAAGCAGUUGCGUAAGGAGAAAAGGCAACGGAAGAAGAUGAGUAGAGCAGAGUAUUAUCAAAGGAAAAAGUCGAAAAAUCAGUCAGAAAAAACUUUGGCGUUAUCGAGAACUGGCGGUGAUAAGUCGACGGAAAUAAAAGAAAAAGAUGACACUAGACAAGUGCCGUCGACGCAGAAAACGCAGAAACGACAGAAGCCUAAAAAUACGAAGGAAGAAAGAAUGCAGAAGAAUGCGAAGAAGCAAAGGAUGGUACAGUUGAAGCGAGCCAAUCUAGAGGAGGACAAGACGAUUAAACAGCUGGAAAAGCAAUUGAAGUUGAACAAACGAAAGACCAAAUCUACUCCAAAAUCCUUCGUAUCAGAUGGAUUAGAUUAUCUCUUGGAUUUCUGUGAUUCCGAGAAUAGAAGUCACAUAGUUGAAACUGAGAAGCAAUUGUUAGAAACUGGAUUGAGUAGAGAAUUGGAAGAGGACUUGAACAUGGCUAUUGGUGAGGACGAUAUUGAGAAUAAACAUGAAAAACAUGAACAUGAUGAGGAAGAUAGUACAGAUGAUAAUGAAGAGUCUGAGCAAGAGUCAGAAAAUGAAAGUCUUUUGUCUGAUGAAAAUUUAAUUCAAGAUGAUAGUGAAGAAGAUUCUUUAGAAGAAACAAACAUCAAAGCUAAAAAGUGUGCAACAGAUGAGGAGGAUGAGACAGCGAAUGAAGAGUUGAAUCACAGUAACGCAUCAGAGCAGUCAGAUGAUAAUGAAGGCUUAUGGGAAGACAUUUAUGGCAGGCAAAGAGACAAAGAGGGCAAUAUUGUAUCAAAGAAAUAUGUACCACCUGCUGUACGCAUUACAAAUGAUAUUUCUUCUGAUAACGAAAAAGUUAGUAGAAUAAAAAAACAAAUGAAAGGUAUUUUAAACAGAUUGGCAGAACAAAAUAUGCAUACGAUUGCAAAUCAGGUAGAAGAAAUGUAUAUGUCAAACAGUCGUAACGAUAUGAAUGUAAUGUUAUCCAAACUGAUGAUGGAAAGUUUAAUUGCGCCAAUAUUAACUCCAGAUCGACUUAUCUGUGAACAUAUGAUGUUAAUUGCUAUACUACAUGCAAAUGUUGGUACAGAAGUUGGCGCACAUUUCUUGCUGACUGUUGUAAAAAAACUCCACCAUAUGUUGGAAGAAUCUCAUUGUGUUGAGAAUAAGGAAUUAGAUAACAUAAUACUUGUGCUUUCACAUCUCUAUAAUUUCAAGGUAUAUGGUCAUUGUCUCUUGUAUCAAAUAUUGGAGAAACUAGCAGCAAAAUUUACGGAGAAGGAAAUUGAACUGAUUUUAUUGAUUUUAAGAACAGUAGGUUUUCAAUUAAGAAAAGAUGAUCCAGUUGCUUUGAAGGAACUUGUAUUAAAUUUGCAACAAAAGGCAAAUAAUACUACUCUGGAAAGCUCAAGAGUUAAAUUUAUGUUAGAUAUAUUACUGGCAAUAAAAAAUAAUAAUAUGAGCAAAAUACCACAGUAUGAUCCAUUUCGGAUAGAACAUUUGAAGAAAAUUCUGAAGAAUUUUAUCCAUAAGGGCAAUAGUGUUACGCAGUUUAAUGUAACUUUAGAAGAUUUAGUAGAAGCGGAUGAAAGAGGAAAGUGGUGGAUAGUAGGAUCAGCCUGGUCCGGUCUUAAGGAUAUUGGUAAAUUGGAAAAAAAUUCAGAAGAUAAAAAACAAAGAUAUAGUGAAGAUAUUUUGGAGUUGGCACGAAAACAGAGAAUGAAUACUGAUGUUAGAAGAGAUAUCUUUUGCGUACUUAUGACAGCUGAAGAUUAUUUAGACGCGUUUGAAAAACUUCAUCAUCUUGGUUUAAAAAAUCAACAACAAAGAGAAGUGAUUUAUGUUAUCCUUAAUUGCUGCAUUCAAGAGAAAAAGUUUAAUCCUUAUUAUGGUGUAUUGGCGCAAAGGCUGUGUGAUUGUGACAGAAAAUAUCAGUUAACUAUACAAUAUGCAUUGUGGGAUAAAUUGAAGACAUUGGAUGAUUUAAAUACAAAACAGUUAACAAAUCUGGCAAAAUUUUUAACUCAUCUAUUCUUAGGCAAAGGUCUUCCUCUUUCCAUUUUAAAGGUGAUCCAGUUUACGGAAUUGGACAAAUUAACCAUGAGGCUUGUACGACAAAUCAUGCUGGGAAUAUUAUUACACGAGAAUGAGGAGGCCUGUUUAGAAGUGUUUGGAAAAAUAUCUUUGUCCCCAAAAUUGCAAACUUUCAGGGAAAGUCUUAGAUUAUUUAUAAGUCAUUUUCUUGUAAAAAAUAUUUGUGCUGCUGAAAACUUGCAAGAGCAUAGUGAACUAUUGAAGAAACGAGCAGAAUGGGUAGAUAAACUUUUAAGUACACGAGAGUCAAAACUUACAUUUUAACCGAUGUUUUUAUAAUAAUUAAUACAUAUAUAGAAUGUAUUUUUUUUAAAUUUAUAUAUGUAUUAUAAAAUGUAUUU